Messenger RNA from Oncorhynchus nerka (sockeye salmon), 6355 nucleotides. RefSeq names its product C-terminal-binding protein 1. Gene Ontology annotation, cellular component: nucleus. Gene Ontology annotation, molecular function: NAD binding; transcription coregulator binding; transcription corepressor activity. The record is from RefSeq and is a predicted model, not a curated record. NCBI's taxonomy places the organism in Eukaryota, Metazoa, Chordata, Actinopteri, Salmoniformes, Salmonidae. Gene Ontology annotation, biological process: regulation of transcription by RNA polymerase II.
GUGUUGCUCAGUGGGUAGUAGUGGUUUCUCGUGCUGGUGUCCUGUUGAAGAGCCUCCUUAGUGCUCUGUGCUGUUGUCUUGCUGUGUCCUGGGUUAGGACUGCCAGCCUAUGGCUCUAAUGGACAAGCACAAAGUCAAGCGGCAGAGACUUGACCGCAUCUGUGAGGGCAUCCGCCCCCCCAUCCUGAACGGGCCCAUGCACCCCCGGCCCCUGGUGGCCCUGCUGGACGGGCGUGACUGCACCAUAGAGAUGCCCAUCCUGAAAGACGUGGCCACUGUGGCCUUCUGUGAUGCCCAGUCCACCCAGGAGAUCCAUGAGAAGGUGUUGAACGAGGCGGUGGGGGCUCUGCUCUACCACACCAUCACUCUCUCUAGAGACGACCUGGACAAGUUCAAAGGCCUCCGAGUCAUCGUCAGGAUCGGCAGCGGCUAUGACAACGUCGACAUCAAAGCCGCAGCUGAGCUGGGCAUCGCGGUGUGUAACGUGCCGGCGUCGUCGGUGGAGGAGACGGCCGACACAUCCUUGUGUCUGAUCCUAAACCUGUACCGUCGGGUCACCUGGAUGCACCAGGCCCUGAGGGAGGGCACCAGGGCCUCCAGCGUGGAGCAGAUCAGGGAGGUAGCCGGCGACGCUGCCCGCAUCCGGGGGGAGACGCUGGGCAUCAUCGGCCUGGGUCGUGUGGGCCAGGCGGUGGCUCUGCGGGCCAAGGCGUUUGGUUUCGGGGUGAUCUUCUACGACCCAUACCUGCCUGAUGGUGUGGAGCGCUCCCUUGGCCUGCAGAGGAUGGCUACACUCCAGGACCUGCUCAUCCACUCUGACUGUGUCUCUCUACACUGCAGCCUCAACGAACACAACCACCACCUCAUCAAUGACUUCACCAUCAAACAGAUGCGUCAGGGAGCGUUCCUGGUGAACUCUGCGCGGGGGGGUCUGGUGGAUGAGAAGGCUCUGGCUCAGGCCCUGAAGGAAGGACGUAUACGAGGAGCCGCGCUGGACGUCCACGAGACAGAGCCCUUCAGUUUCUCACAGGGCCCUCUGAAAGAUGCUCCCAACCUCAUCUGUACCCCCCACACCUCCUGGUACAGUGAGCAGGCCUCCAUCGAGGCCAGAGAAGAGGCAGCCAGGGAGGUGCGCCGUGCCAUCACUGGUCGUAUUCCAGACAGUCUGAAGAACUGUGUGAAUAAGGAGUAUCUGAUGGCAGCGUCACAGUGGCCCAGUAUGGAGGUUGCGACAGUCCACCCCGAACUCAACAUAGCCUCAGCAUACAGGUUUCCUGCAGGUCUGAUAAGCGUGGCAGCAGGGGGUUUGACAGGGGCAGGUGCAGGGGUAGAGGCUCUGGCCCUGGCUCACGCCAUCGCCCCUGUGUCCCACCCCCCCCACGCCCCAUCGCCAGGGCAACCCAGCAAAGCUGAGGCAGACAGAGACAUCUCCUCUGACCAAUAGCACCCCAACAUUCCUCCAUCACCCCUGGAAACCAACAACCCACCCCCUCCCACCAUUUUCAUCAUUACCACCAACCCUCCUCACCGACCUCAGGCAGAUUUACACUGGGGUCCCGGUUUGAUCCGGUUUCAGCUGGAUCCUUCAAAACACAGUACCAGUCCAGGAGUGAUCCGCCCGUCCACAACAUGCCCCCUCUCCCCUUCCGGAACCCCUUCCUUGGACCUCCCUCAACCCCUCCCCCUUACCUCCAUAUCCCUCCACACCAACACACCUUCAGCAAUAACUCUCUUCUCAAGGAUUCAAUAAUUGGAUUGGUAUAUUUCUUGAGUUUUAUUUUUUAUUUUUUUGGUGAAAGCAAUUUUUUUUGCUGUUGAUCUGUUAUGUUUGUAGGUGUUUUUGUUUUGAGUAGCAUCUCUGCAGUGAGGCUGGACCGUGAGGCUAGUUGUUUUCUCCCUGGUUGUUUUGAUCAGUGAGAGAGGAGUGAAGGUUUGGCCCAUCUCGCUCUCUCUGACGUCUCUCUCGCUCUCUGACAUCUCUCUCUCUGACCUCUCUCUCUCUGACAUUUCUCUCUCUGACCUCUCUCUCUCUGACAUUUCUCUCUCUGACAUUUCUCUCUCUCUGAUCUCUCUCUCUCAUCUCUCUCUCUCAUCUUUCUCUGACAUCUCUCUCUGACAUCUCUCUCUCUGACAUUUCUCUCUCUCUCUCUCUCUCUGACCCAUCUCUCUCUCUCUGACAUUUCUCUCUCUCUGACCUCUGUCUCUCUCUCUCUGAUCUCUCUCUCUCUGACCUCUCUCUCUCUCUCUCUGACAUUUCUCUCUCUCUGACCUCUCUCUCUCUCUCUCUGACAUUUCUCUCUCUCUCCCUCUCUCUCUGACCUCUGUCUCUCUCUGUCUCUCUCUGACCUCUGUCUCUCUCUGUCUCUCUCUCUCUCUCAUUUAAGAUAAUAUGGAAAAUGUGUACAACAAUAAGACAACACGACACCAAGCUUCUAUUGGCCGAUUUCUAGCCUGAUCCGAGAUAUGUAUCUGAAGACAAGUCAGCUAGCUUUAGCCAAGUUAUCUAAUGCUAAUUCCUAAUCUGAUUCCUUGUCUAUCUGUUGGCUAGUGUAGGGAUGAAUAAUGUCAGUGUGGAGCUGAAACCUUAAGGAAGCAUGUUAAAUCUGUCUCCACUGCCUCUGCUGCGUCAGACCCUUUCGGUCUGUCUCUCUUCUUCUUAAGAUGGUGAAACCUCUCCUUUGGCGAUAACUCGCUUCCCUGUUUUUACGUCCCCUUUUUAUGAUGUAAUGGCCAGGCUCCUUUUUUCCCGCUCCAGUCACUUCCUGUUGAAAGGUCAGAUGGAUGGUGUCCUAUGGAUUCUGUAUCAUCACUUUACACAUGGUCUUAUACUCAACAGUUAGGUGAAGCGUUUGUUCUGUAAAGGAAGACCCCUGAAGCGGUGUGGAGCUUCAACAUCAUGUGACAACAGUUUCAUAUCAGUUGGAUAGUGGAUUGGAAUUUCACUUCAUACAAAAAGAGUGAAUUAUUGUGUGUGGACAUUGUUGUUUUUCAGAGGCACUUAUUAACCCUGAGUAGACACACCCACCCACCCACCCAGAGUGAGCUGAGUAGUGGGCAGCCUAGGGCAAGGUUUCCCCCCCCCCCCUCCGGGUGCACCUUUUGGUUUUUGCCCUAGCACUACACAGCUGAUCCAAAUAAUCAAAGCUUGAUGAUGAGUUGGUUAUUUGAAUCUGCUGUGUAGUGGUUUGUAGGACAGAGGUUUGGCCAGCAGGGGGGGAGGCACUGACAUGUGAAUGGUUAGUCAGGCUGAGCUCGGAUAGCUACAGUGUAGUUUAGUACCAGCCAGACAGCUAGCUCUGGCGCCCCCUGGGUUUUCCUAACACAUCCACACAGCAGUCAGCAAUAGGGCAGGUGAUGCACAUGGAAUACCACUGACUUCCAAAGUCAACAGGGACGGGUGACAAGGCGAGGUCUCGCUGUCUUUCUCCCCUCCUCCCUCUCUUUCUCCCCCCAUCCAGCCCCUGAAGAACUCGGCUCUCCACUAGCGCUUUAUCAGCCUGUGUGGAUCCACCCACCCCUUCAAGAUAGGACCGGUGGUGUAGCCAGCGUGUGGAUUCAACCAUCCCUUUAAGAUCGUACCGGUGGUGUAGCCAGCGUGUGGAUCCACCCAUCCCUUUAAGAUAGGACCGGUGGUGUAGCCAGCGUGUGGAUUCAACCAUCCCUUUAAGAUAGGACCGGUGGUGUAGCCAGCAUGUGGAUCCAACCAUCCCUUUAAGAUAGGACCGGUGGUGUAGCCAGCGUGUGGAUUCAACCAUCCCUUUAAGAUAGGACCGGUGGUGUAGCCAGCGUGUGGAUCCACCCAUCCCUUUAAGAUAGGACCGGUGGUGUAGCCAGCGUGUGGAUUCAACCAUCCCUUUAAGAUAGGACCGGUGGUGUAGCCAGCGUGUGGAUUCAACCAUCCCUUUAAGAUAGGACCGGUGGUGUAGCCAGCGUGUGGAUUCAACCAUCCCUUUAAGAUAGGACCGGUGGUGUAGCCAGCGUGUGGAUCCACCCAUCCCUUUAAGAUAGGACCGGUGGUGUAGCCAGCGUGUGGAUUCAACCAUUCCUUUAAGAUAGGACCGGUGGUGUAGCCAGCGUGUGGAUUCAACCAUCCCUUUAAGAUAGGACCGGUGGUGUAGCCAGCGUGUGGAUCCACCCAUCCCUUUAAGAUAGGACCGGUGGUGUAGCCAGCAUGUGGAUCCAACCAUCCCUUUAAGAUAGGACCGGUGGUGUAGCCUGCGUGUGGAUCCAACCAUCCCUUUAAGAUAGGACCGGUGGUGUAGCCAGCGUGUGGAUUCAACCAUCCCUUUAAGAUAGGACCGGUGGUGUAGCCAGCGUGUGGAUUCAACCAUCCCUUUAAGAUAGGACCGGUGGUGUAGCCAGCGUGUGGAUUCAACCAUCCCUUUAAGAUAGGACCGGUGGUGUAGCCAGCGUGUGGAUCCAACCAUCACUUUAAGAUAGGACCGGUGGUGUAGCCAGCGUGUGGAUUCAACCAUCCCUUUAAGAUAGGACCGGUGGUGUAGCCAGCGUGUGGAUUCAACCAUCCCUUUCUAACAGGAUAAAGGGAUUCACCAUUCCCUUUUAAGAACAAGGGUGGAUUGUGUUUAUUCUUCCAUACUUUAGAGUGGCUUUGCGAAGGAGACGGUAUCUAUGUGGAUCCACCCAUGGUUGUAUUGACAAGUCAUCGUUGUCUUUCUAAAGGAGUAGUCCCUACGAUUAACUCUUAAUGCCGUCUUAUCAAGGGAAUACCCUUGUAGUACCUCAGUAACAGAUAUUGAAUGUACGUUCAAAUCCUUUUCUUUUCCUGUACAGCUUUUCUAGUGACCUCUCUGCUAUUCCUGGGAGGGUUGUGAAAAUUGUAGCACUGACGACGAUCAAUAAAGACCCCACUAACUCAAUGACCAAACUGUAGAGGAUUUCCUUUCAAUCUGUCUUAAAAACCAGUUACUUAUCUCUCUCUGCAUUUUGAUCUUUUCUACUUCAUUUGUUUCUCUGUGGAAAACGAGCACAAUGCUUUCCCGUGAUUUUUAAUUGGACACCAGAUUCCGUCUGACAAGUUUCUUCAACCUCCUGUUCUACAGAACAAUGUAACUUGGAGGAAAAUUCAAAGCGUCAGCUUGAUCUGUUAGUUUCCUUUUCUAGAAUAUAGAACUAGAUGCCUUUCUCUUUCCCCUAAUGCUGCUCAAGCUAUUGUGCAUGUAAGGUAUUUUUGGAGGUAAAUGCUAUUGGCUUAAAGAUUGUUAUGUUGUUGUCCACCCUUUGCUCCCCAGUGCUUUACCCUUAACCCAAGUUGCCAUUUUGUGGUGGUCAGUAACCAGUGAUAUACAGUUUCCCCCUACCUACCGGAGUCUGAGGACAUGGGAGUGUGCCUGUGUCCAAACAUUAUAGGCUCCUGUCUCAUGUGAUUUAUAUAUAUAUAUAUAUAUAUAUAUAUAUAUAAAAAUGUAAUAUCCCCAAUAGUUUGAAUUAUGAGCGUAAAUUGUGAUCUUACAUUGUGGUCUUACAUUGUGGUCUUACAUUGUGGUCUUACAUUGUGGUCUUACAUUGUGAUCUUACAUUGUGGUCUUACAUUGUGAUCUUACAUUGUGAUCUUACAUUGUGGUCUUACAUUGUGGUCUUACAUUGUGGUCUUACAUUGUGAUCUUACAUUGUGGUCUUACAUUGUGAUCUUACAUUGUGGUCUUACAUUGUGAUCUUACAUUGUGGUCUUACAUUGUGAUCUUACAUUGUGAUCUUACAUUGUGGUCUUACAUUGUGAUCUUACAUUGUGAUCUUACAUUGUGAUCUUACAUUGUGAUCUUACAUUGUGGUCUUACAUUGUGAUCUUACAUUGUGAUCUUACAUUGCCGUUGAUGAUAUUGAUGACAUAUUUGGGUUGUUUUCAGUUCAGCACUCACUGUGUUGUUGAAACCAUUUGUUUUCUUUGUUUUGUAAUCUAUCUCUGUGUUUGACAUGUUGUACUGAAACAUUUCAGAAAAAAACAACCUUUUGAAACGUUUUGUGAAAUGUUUUUUGUCCUAGCCACUCUGCCGUACGUAGCGUAGCUGCUCUAUCCAGCCGGAAACCUCCGGGCCUUAACUCUCCCUAUAAAGUAGCUGUAGAGUUACCAUGGAAACACUUACUGCCUUAAUCACAGUUGACCACAGUAGGUGAGGUAGGAGACAGUCAGACGUCAUACUAACAACUAACACUUUACAGUCUGUAUUCAAUCAAUACCGGUGAAAGAGUUUUGCCCCAUUAUUCAAAAGGAACUCUGAAAAAAGCACAUUUGAAUUGAUAUGCAGUUGUCUUUUAGUUUGAAACAGCAAAUUAUUUGUUGAGUACAUCAAUUAAAAUAUGCAUUAUUUCAGUGCAGAAUAAAACAUGUCUGACUUAA